GCCCACCCAGCCCCCGAGGAGAAACGGGCAGGCGGAGCUCUUUGGGGUCCGGAGCUCCAAACAGGCGUCUAGCCACCACCUCAUCACAGACUGCGUCGUGUCGCCGGUUCCGCAGGCACCAUGAGCCAGGACACCGAGGUGGACAUGAAGGAAGUGGAGCUGAACGAGCUGGAACCCGAGAAGCAGCCGAUGAACGCGGCCUCUGGGGCCGCCGUGUCAGCGGUCAUGGCGGGCGGCACUGAGAAGAACGGUCUGGUGAAGAUCAAGGUGGCCGACGACGAAACGGAGGCGGGGACGGCCAAGUUCACGGGUCUGUCUAAAGAAGAGCUGCUGAAGGUGGCGGGGAGCCCCGGCUGGGUGCGCACCCGCUGGGCGCUGCUGCUGCUCUUCUGGCUCGGCUGGCUCGGCAUGCUGGCGGGCGCCGUGGUCAUCAUCGUGCGGGCGCCGCGCUGCCGCGAGCUGCCGGAGCAGAGCUGGUGGCACAAGGGCGCCCUGUACCGCAUCGGCGACCUUCAGGCAUUCCAGGGCCAGGACGCGGGCGACCUAGCUGGCCUGAAGGAGCACCUGCCUUACCUGAGCACCCUCAAGGUGAAGGGCUUAGUGCUGGGCCCAAUUCACAAGAACCAGAAAGAUGACAUCGAUGGGACCAACUUGGGACAGAUCGACCCCACUUUUGGCUCCAAGGAAGAUUUGGACACUCUCCUGCAGUCGGCCAAGAAAAAGGGCCUCCGGGUCAUCCUGGACCUCACUCCCAACUACAGGGGCCAGCAGUCCUGGUUCCUUCCCAGUCAGAGUGCCACUGUGGCCACCAAGAUGAGGGACGCACUGCAGUUUUGGCUGCAGGCCGGCGUGGAUGGAGUCCAGAUUCGGGACGUGGAGAGUCUGGUGGACGCGCCAUCAUACUUGGCCGAGUGGCACAAUGUCACCAAGAACUUCAGUGAGGACAGGCUCCUGAUUGCAGGGACUGAGUUGUCUAGUCUUGAGGAGAUCCUGAGGCUGUUGGGAGUGAGCAGGGACCUGUUGUUGACCAGCUCGUACCUGUCAGCCUCCGGUUUCACUGGCAAGGAGACUGAAGAGCUGGUCACCCAGUAUCUGAACGCCACAGACAAUCGCUGGUGCAGCUGGAGUCUGUCUCAGGUGGGGCUCCUGGCUUCUGUUGUGCCAGCGCACCUGCUCCGACUCUACCACCUGCUGCUCUUCACCCUGCCGGGGACCCCGGUGUUCAGCUCCGGGGAUGAGAUCGGCAUGAAGGCAGCGGCCCUUCCCGGACAGCCAGCAAAGGCCCCAGUGAUGCUGUGGGGUGCAUCCAGCUCAGCCAACACCUCAGGGCCUGUGAGCUCCAACCUGACAGUGCAGGGCCAGAGUGGGGACCCCGAUUCCCUCCUGUCCCUGUUCCGGCGCCUGAGCGAUCUUCGGGGUAAGGAGCGCGCCCUGCUGCACGGAGACUUCCACGUCCUCUCCUCGGGGCCGGACCUCUUCUCCUACGUCCGCCAGUGGGACCAGAACAAGCGUUUCCUGGUUGUGCUCAACUUUGGGGAUGUCCCCCGAGCUGCCGGGUUGGGGGCGUCUGGCCUGCCUGCCAGCGUCAGCCUGCCUCCUGGGGCAGAGCUGCUGCUCAGCACUCAGCCAGGCGGAAAGGAAGGUGACCCUGUGGAGCUGCAGCACCUGAGCCUGAAUCCGCACGAGGGGCUGCUGCUCCAGUUCCCCUACGUGGCCUGACCGGGGCCCCAGCCCUUCCCCUCUGCUGCCCCGGACCUAGGGGAUCCAGUGUUUCUCUCUGUUGUUGUUGUUAUUAUUUUUACUUUACAGAUAACAGAUUAAUCCAGAAGGGUGUAUUGUGCUUUCAAAUAAAAGUCACCACUACCUGGUGUGGUCCCAUC
Phyllostomus discolor (pale spear-nosed bat) is the source of this 1880-nucleotide messenger RNA. Its product is annotated as 4F2 cell-surface antigen heavy chain-like. NCBI's taxonomy places the organism in Eukaryota, Metazoa, Chordata, Mammalia, Chiroptera, Phyllostomidae. The transcript has 9 exons. Gene Ontology annotation, biological process: amino acid transport; carbohydrate metabolic process. The record is from RefSeq and is a predicted model, not a curated record. The coding region runs from base 121 to 1719 and encodes 532 amino acids.